AAAGAACACUUAACUGUUACUGUUUACCCUCCUCUAAGUUUUCCCUUUCUUUUCUUUCGUACACUGCAAUAUUCGAUUUCUUUCCCAACCCAAUCCCAUUUCCUUUCUCCCAUAUUAAUAUUCAAUUCAAUUCAAUUAUUUCUCUCCUUAAUUCUUCUCCCCAUCUUUCUAUUUCAAGUCCCACAUUUUUUCCUUUUUCUUCUUUCUCUAAAUAUUCUGCCUUUUCUUAGAGAUGACCUUCAAACAGUUCAACUUUUUGUCAUCAUCACCAUCUCCAUUCCAAUUCUUUGCCCUAUAAAUCCCAACCCCAUUUGGUGUUAACAAAGAAAAAUGCAAACUUUCUUCUAAAAAAAGGACUCGAAUGGGGAUGUUUAUCGAUGAAGAUGAAGAAAGUUUCAAUCUUGAUCUCAACUCUGCUGCAAUUUUCUCUUCUUCUUCUCAAGAAAGUUGUGAGGAGAUCAAUGGAAGAGCUUUUUGGAACUUCCCAUUUUCUUGUGAAUCUGAUAUUGUCAACAACAACAACAACAACAAUAAUGGGGGCUCUGAAUUCAGUGAUGGAUUGAAUCAAAAUGCUGCUAAUAACCCAACUUCUUGUUCCAAUAACACCCCCAGUAGUAGUACAGGAGCUCAAUCUAGACUCUGUGCUAGAGGCCAUUGGAGGCCAGCAGAGGACACUAAAUUAAGAGAGCUUGUAGCUCUUUAUGGCCCUCAAAACUGGAACCUCAUAGCAGAGAAGCUAGAAGGAAGAUCCGGUAAGAGUUGCAGAUUGAGAUGGUUUAAUCAAUUGGAUCCAAGGAUAAAUAGAAGGGCAUUUAGUGAAGAGGAAGAAGAGAGGUUAAUGCAAGCACAUAGAAUAUAUGGAAACAAAUGGGCAAUGAUUGCAAGGCUAUUUCCAGGGAGGACUGAUAAUGCAGUGAAGAAUCAUUGGCAUGUUAUAAUGGCUAGGAAAUACAGAGAACAAUCAAGGUGUUAUAGAAGGAGGAAAUUGAGCCAAUCUGUUUACAGAAAAAUGGAGGAAGAUUUGAGUUUUCUUAAUAUUCCUAAAGAUCAUAAUCAUCAUGAUACAAUUACAACAGCAGCAGCAGCAACAACAAUCACAACAACUUCUUCUUCUUCUUUUGGGAAUUUUGAGGGUUGCGUUGAUUAUGGAUUUUUAAGACAAAUGGUUAUUGGUGGUGGAGGAGAAACGUUGUCAAGUAAUUAUAACACCACUCCCAACAAUCCUUACUUCAACUCAUGUGCUCAUCUUUCAACUCUUAAUGUUCUUCCAGAUCCGAAGAGCAGAUUUUGGGAGGGAACAAGCAAUGGAUUUUUAGUACCACGAAGUCACGGCCACCACCAGUAUGAAACGUAUAACACGGCGGUGCCACCAUCAAACGGCGGCGUUGAGGGAUCUUCGUCGGUAACGGUAGAGGGAAGAAAACAAUCACCAAGAUUUAUAGAUUUUCUUGGAGUUGGAGCUACCACAUGAAAAUGUGUAUUUAAAUUAGAGAUUGGUGGAACAUAAUAUGUUCAUAUUAUUAUUAUUAUUAUUAUUGUUCAGAUAAUUGACUUGAUGAUUUUUUUUUUUCUUUUUGGUUUGAUUAAGGUUACUUAAUUUGUUAUCCUAUGAUUCGUCGACAUGUGGCUGUUUGAUUCCAUUUGUGUCAAGAAA
Molecule: messenger RNA, 1654 nt
Organism: Cucumis sativus (cucumber)
Lineage: Eukaryota; Viridiplantae; Streptophyta; Magnoliopsida; Cucurbitales; Cucurbitaceae
Product: transcription factor MYB117
Exons: 3
Coding region: 362-1471 (369 amino acids)
Biological process (GO): regulation of DNA-templated transcription
Cellular component (GO): nucleus
Molecular function (GO): DNA-binding transcription factor activity, RNA polymerase II-specific; RNA polymerase II cis-regulatory region sequence-specific DNA binding
Source: RefSeq, a predicted model, not a curated record